Molecule: messenger RNA, 2016 nt
Organism: Melanotaenia boesemani (Boeseman's rainbowfish)
Lineage: Eukaryota; Metazoa; Chordata; Actinopteri; Atheriniformes; Melanotaeniidae
Gene: c23h12orf56
Product: chromosome 23 C12orf56 homolog
Exons: 14
Coding region: 123-1913 (596 amino acids)
Source: RefSeq, a predicted model, not a curated record
CCUAGUGGAGCUUCGACUGUUCACUUGCCGUUAAAUGAACGGGACUUAAUCUUGAAAUACAAACCUCACGGAUGGGACGCUACAGCGAACAGCCUUCCAGUUAACCACGAAGCUACAAAGACAUGACCGGCUCCGGGACGCUCCUCUCCUGUCGGAACGCGAGGCUGGACUCAUUCCUAAAGCGAAACACGGAGCGGGCGGUGUACGAGCGGAUCCGAGCCUGCGAACCGUGCGUGGUGGUGACGGAGACCGUUAACAAAGUUUACAUGCACGUGGUCGUGAGCGACGAGUGGGUUUACCUGACUGAAUACCCGCCGCGCACGCUCACCGCGGUAGUAAACUUUGGGCGCGUGCGUAAUAUUGGGCUGGUGAAUGACCUCCCAGAAUUCCUCAGUUUGAAGGACAGGGAACGCUGUCAGCACAUACGAAUCAUCUACGUCACUGAAAAGCCUGCAGGGAAGGGAUGCGUUUGGUCGAGGAAAGGCAAGGUGGAGGAGGGACUUCCUGUUGCCUUGUCCUCUCGUAGAGCCAGCCACUGUCCCAUGCCAACCAACACCUCAGAAGGAUAUCCUGCAGAGAGUCAGUGGAUGGAGCAGCUCCAGCCGGUGCUGAAGUCCACUCGCUCUACUUCCUGCCCAAACCCACAGACUCUGGGCCUCCCACACCCUCCCUCCCAGCCUUCCUCUUUUUACUCCACUUCAUCCACCUCCCCUCCUUUUCUAUCAGAUGAAAGUCUGAUGACAACUGACACUGGUCAGGUGACACGAAGUAUUGGCUCGGUCCUGUCAGAUCUGCUGAGGCGAGACGAUGCAAACAGCAUGGAGGAGAAGGAGGCGGAGCUGCAUCUGUACACCGUUUCACAGAAAUCCAGACUUUACCUCCACCUGCAGAGCAUGUGGAACAGCUUCAUUAUUAGAUCCACUCUGAUGUUAGAUCCAGUCUACAGAAAGAUGUAUACCACCUGUGACCCGCUUGCUAAAGGAAUCAGCAUGGAGCGGACGGCUCACCUGUUCGGUCAGCUGAGCUCAGAGCUCCUGCAGGAUGGGAUCAGUGUGGAGCUCUUGUACCUGCUGCUGCAGGAGCUAAGAACAGCAGCUCACCGAAACUUAACACUUCGCAGACUCUUCUGGAAGUGCAGUGAGUUGUGUGUUUUCCUGGUCCAGACUCUGGAGAAUUGUCUUUUCGGCUGUCAGAGUCUCCAUGGAGUUUACACAGCAGAUCAACUAUUACUGAGCACUCUGAUCGUCCAGACGCUCGCCAUCAUGUUCCGGGAGACGGAGGUGGAAGCAGCCAGAAUCCACCUGCUCUCUGCUGAGAAUGGUGCUCUGGCCUCCAGAAUGCUGCUCGCCCUGAUUUGUGAUCCUCAAUGUGAAACAAACAGCAGAAGAUCCCUGGUUGGCUCUGAGCUGCAGGUCUUACUGGCGGAGUAUCUGGAUGCUGCCUGCUCGCUGCUCUUUGAGCUGCUGCUUUUAGGCCAGGAGGUGAAUUCAGACCGCAGACAGACCAACAGGUGUUUCUCUACAGACAGCAUCCUGUCUGUCGGCUGGACCUUCAAAGUCCUACAGCCUCAUCCUGACCUGUUGUCCUUCAUCAGUUACCAGGCCUCGCAGGUGGUUCUGGUUCUGUCGUCCAAUCAGAAGUCGUUCCUGAGCCCCCCUCAGUCCGUCCUGCUGUUCAAGCGCUGCCGCCUCCUGCUGGCCUGUCUGCAACAGGACACCCAGCUGGCUGAACACCUCCGGUUUAACUUCAGACAAGACUUCAGAUACCUUGUAAAGCCCUCAUAUGCUACAGGGAAGCUGUCACCUAAAUAUCCCAUCAGCCAACCAACUCUACAGCUGGUCGCCUGUAUUCUGACGCUCAUAGAUAAAUCAUCUGUUAUCUGUGAGAGUCAGAAUACAGGCGACCAGCUGUAGUCGGUAAGGACAGGAACUUCUACUGCUCCCAAGUUUCUAUGUUCACCCCGCUGAAGGGGUAGGGGCUUAUAAAAAAGAAAAAGUGUGCCUUUAACAGAGCAAG